GUGUCACUUCUGUGUCUUUGAUACCCUACUAUAUUGGAAUUGGAUAUUUGUCGUUGUUCUUGAAGUGAUUAGGAAAUAGGAAUUUUACACUUCGCUACGCCUACUCAUAUUGCUUUAUACGUAUAUAAAUAUUCUGAAUUACAGAUAAAUAAAAGGAAAAAAAUCAUAUUGGUAAAAGUAAAGAAGUAAAGAGUUAAAACUGCGUUUAAUUGAAAUCAACAAAGUUUGAGUUUCCUUUAUUGUUUGAACCUUAGCCAACACCAUUACUACUAUGAAGAAAAAGGUACUGUUAAUGGGGAAGAGUGGCUCGGGGAAAACGAGCAUGAGAUCCAUAAUUUUUGCCAACUACAUAGCCAGGGACACUAGACGAUUGGGUGCCACAAUUGAUGUUGAACACUCACAUGUCAGAUUUCUUGGCAAUUUAGUGCUUAACUUAUGGGAUUGCGGAGGACAGGAGGCAUUUAUGGAAAACUAUUUUGCAUCUCAGCGAGACAAUAUUUUCCGGAAUGUUGAAGUUCUCAUUUAUGUAUUUGAUGUGGAGAGUAGAGAAAUGGAGAAGGACAUGCAUUAUUACCAAUCAUGCUUGGAAGCUAUUUUACAGAACUCUCCAGAAGCGAGAAUAUUCUGUCUUGUACACAAAAUGGAUCUUGUAGCAGAAGAAAGAAGAGAAGAAAUAUUUAAAGAAAGGGAAGAAGAUUUAAAAGGUCUUUCAAAACCACUUGAAUGCACAUGUUUCAGAACUAGUAUAUGGGAUGAAACUUUAUACAAAGCGUGGUCCAGCAUUGUGUACAAGCUAAUACCUAAUGUAAAAGCAUUAGAAUCAUCUUUGAAGCAAUUUGCUGCUAUUGUUGAUGCAGACGAAGUGCUGCUGUUUGAGCGCGCGACGUUCCUGGUGGUGUCGCACUGCCAGCGGCGGCAACACCGCGACGCGCACCGCUUCGAGAAGGUCUCCAACAUUGUGAAGCAGUUUAAGCUCUCCUGCUCCAAGCUCGCCGCGCAGUUCCAGAGCAUGGAGGUACGGAACAGCGUUUUUGCAGCUUUCAUCGACGGCUUCACCAGCAAUACAUAUGUAAUGGUAGAGAUGUCUGACCCAAAGAUACCAUCAGAGGCAACGCUCAUCAACAUUCGUAACGCAAGGAAACACUUUGAGAAACUAGAGAAGGUGUCAUCGAGUGCUCCCAGUCAGUACCAAUGAGGCAUGGACAUUGAAUUGAGCACAUUUGCCAGUUCCCUAGUGCUAGGUGCGGAGGAUCUCUUGCCGAAGCAAGAUACUCAUACGAAACCUGUAUAGUUAGAGGUUGCAUUUUUAUCUACAGUCGAAUUCCAUAGAAAUAAGAAAUUAUAACAAACAUUUCUAGACACUUUUAUCUUUAUAAGACAUUUAUCAUAGACUAAUGAAAAACAGAUGUUUUGUCAUUGAUUAAUACCGAAACUUUCCUUAAAAAAUCCAUAGACAAUAAAUGUCAUUGUCAGGGAGUGACGUGUGUGAAUAUAAUUUCUCAUUUCUAUAAAAUUCAA
Messenger RNA from Papilio xuthus (Asian swallowtail), 1518 nucleotides. RefSeq names its product Ras-related GTP binding A/B (gene RagA-B). The record is from RefSeq and is a predicted model, not a curated record. The transcript has 7 exons. Gene Ontology annotation, cellular component: lysosome; nucleus; Gtr1-Gtr2 GTPase complex. Gene Ontology annotation, biological process: cellular response to starvation; positive regulation of TORC1 signaling; negative regulation of autophagy. NCBI's taxonomy places the organism in Eukaryota, Metazoa, Arthropoda, Insecta, Lepidoptera, Papilionidae. Gene Ontology annotation, molecular function: GTP binding; GTPase activity. Bases 272 to 1195 code for a protein of 307 amino acids.